Messenger RNA from Parus major (Great Tit), 1722 nucleotides. RefSeq names its product translation initiation factor IF-2-like. The coding region runs from base 579 to 1052 and encodes 157 amino acids. NCBI's taxonomy places the organism in Eukaryota, Metazoa, Chordata, Aves, Passeriformes, Paridae. The record is from RefSeq and is a predicted model, not a curated record. The transcript is spliced from 5 exons.
UCAGAAAAAUCCCGCGCGCGACGCCGCUUGGCCGGCGGCUGUUGCUAAGGGAGGGGCGGCGCGGGCGAGGGCAGCGACCCCCUGGGCUCCCUGGGGAGGCCCAACAUGACCCGGAUUUGUCCCUUUUCUCCAUUUCGCUCGUACCGAGCGCCACACCCGAUGCUGUGUGACCUCAGCGCCUCCCCCGAGCGCCUUCCCUCCUCACAAACCCCCCCAAACCCCUCACCGGAGCCGCGGCCGCCCCUCCCCUCACACGUCUCCCCUCACGGCACCCAGCCAAUCAGCGACGUCUGCUCUGCGCUCCUCACCUCUGAUUGGCUGAUCCCGCCGCCCAGCCUUUAAAGAGCCACAGCUGGGUAGAGAGGCGUGGCUUAUUCGAUCUCUGCCUUCUGAUUGGCUGGCGGAGCGCCCUCACAGCCUAUAGAAAGCGGCUCCGGGGGAGGGGCGGGGUUAAGUUCCCUGAGGCGAAGGAAAAAGGCGGGAAAGCUCCGGAGCUCCUGAGGGGAUUUUUUUUCCCGCCUUUCCAUUUUGGCAUCAGAAAAUCAAUUCAGCGCCUUAAAUCGUACUGAAAUGCACAAAUGAAAUUUAAAGAAAGCUUUAAUGCUUUUUUUCCCUUAUGGGGAGACCAGAUAGUAUUAUCCUCGACCCGUUUUUGGGAUGGAAAAGGGAAUUCCUGCAGGAUGACUGAGGCAGAGAACUACGAGACAGAGAACCUCCAAACUGAGCGGUUUUCUCCCAAAAAAAUGAUUUUCCUGUUGUUUUUCUCCUCCCUGAGAAGACACCGUGGCACAGGCCUUCCUCUCCAGGGUCUCCGACAAGGUACUUCAGACUUGUGGGGCGGCCCAGGAGCGACUGCACCCCCUCAGUUUCUUCACACCUCGGCGAGCCCGGGAGCGGAGGUAGGAGCGGCGGCGGGAGGUGACAGCCGGGGACGGCCGGGGACAGCCGGUGACACAGCGGGAGCGCCCGCAGACCCCGCGCCCGGCGCUUACACAACUCCGGAACGGGGCAAAAUCCCGGGAAAACGGCACCGGGGCAGAGGUGGCAGCUGAGGCACAGCCGGGCCCGGCCCUCGCCCCACGGCACCUGCCGGGGCUGCGGGCGCCCAGAACGGGCUGAAAAGAGGCGAUUUCACCCCAAAAACGUGCGUGGGGAGGGGCCAGGGGAGCCGGCAGCGCCGGGGAGGGGGGCACAGGGAGCUGGAGGGGGAGGGAGGGUUGGACUCGCCCUCAUUUUGGGGUUAAUUUGUGCAUUUUUGGGGUUCACUCCCCGAGUUUGGGGCGUCCCUGACCCGAGGGCUGUGCUGGGGUUUGGGGUGACGGAACCCCCCGUGUUUGGCCUCGUUUAGGGGGGGCUGCGCUGCCCCCACCCCUGCCACGGCUCUGUCACUCCUUGGUGGCUCUGAUUAGCGUUUAAUUAACAUGCCUAGUGGUUAAUUAAGCGCCCCAAUGCUUAAUGAAGCUCCCCAGGGCUUGAGGAAGGCCCUCGGGGUUGAACCUGGGGCCGCGCCCGCGGCCACGCCUCAACCUGCAGGACCAGUUUGGGGCAUUUCCCCUCGUUCCCGCUGCCUUUGGGGCUGUCCCGUGGCAAAAGUGUCGGGAUUUGACUCUGAGGCGGCCGUUCCGAGGUGAAACCCCGGGAUUUGGGACCCCUGUGAGCUUCCCUGGCCCCGGAAUUCCCGCUUUUUACCCCAAAACAGCGUCGCUCUCGUCUCACCAAAAU